AUGGAGUUUAUUAAAGAAGAGAGUGAAGACAUGAAGAUUGAAGAAACAUUUAAAGUCAAACAUGAAGAUACUGAGGAACAAACAGACCUGAUGACACUGAAAGAGGAGAGUCAAGAACUCAAUGAAAAGGAAGAUCAUGUUCAGCAUGAGAAAUACAAUUUCAUGACUGAAGAAAAAUCAUUUAGUUGCACACACACUGAAAAGACUUCACAAAAAAGAGCUUUCACCUGCCAACAAUGUGGGAAAAGUUUCACCAGAAAAGGAUAUGUUGAAGUCCACAUGAGAGUUCACACUGGAGAAAAGCCUUUCACCUGCCAACAGUGUGGAAAGAGUUUCAUUAAUAAAACAAACCUUAAAAACCAUAUGAGAAUUCACAGUGGAGAGAAACCUUACACAUGCUCUCACUGUGGAAAAAGUUUUAAACUUAAAUACCGCCUCGCUAACCACAAGAGAAUUCAUACUGGAGAGAAACCUUUCACCUGCAAACUGUGUGGAAAGAGUUACACUCACAAAAGAAACCAUAGCGAUCACAUGAGAACUCAUACUGGAGUGAAGCCUUACACAUGCUCUCAAUGUGGAAAGAGUUUUAAUCUUAAACAACACCUCGAUGACCACAAGAGAAUUCAUACUGGAGAGAAACCUUUCACCUGCCAACAAUGUGGAAAGAGUUUUACUCACAAAGGAAACCUUAGAAACCACAUGGGAACUCAUACUGGAGUGAAGCCUUUCUCCUGCAAACUGUGUGGAAAGAGCUUCAUUCGAAAACCAAACCUUAAAUGCCACAUGAGAAUUCACACUGGAGAGAAACCUUACACAUGCCAACAAUGUGGAAAGAAUUUUACACUAAAACAACACCUCAUUAACCACAUGAAAAUUCACACUGGAGAGAAACCUUUUACCUGCCAACAAUGUGGAAAGAGUUUCAUUCAAAAAGGAAACCUUACCAAACACAUGAAGGUUCACGCUGGAGAGAAGCCAUGAGUUUCGAAAAUAAAGUAGCUUUUUAAAGAA
Messenger RNA from Cyprinus carpio (common carp), 1011 nucleotides. Its product is annotated as gastrula zinc finger protein XlCGF8.2DB-like. Gene Ontology annotation, molecular function: RNA polymerase II cis-regulatory region sequence-specific DNA binding; DNA-binding transcription activator activity, RNA polymerase II-specific. The record is from RefSeq and is a predicted model, not a curated record. The coding region runs from base 1 to 981 and encodes 326 amino acids. Gene Ontology annotation, cellular component: nucleus. NCBI's taxonomy places the organism in Eukaryota, Metazoa, Chordata, Actinopteri, Cypriniformes, Cyprinidae. Gene Ontology annotation, biological process: regulation of transcription by RNA polymerase II. The transcript has 2 exons.